CCCCCCCCCCCUGCUCCUCCUCCUGCUCCCACCCCCCCCUUUCUACACACCAGCUCCUGCUCGCGCGCUCCUCUCCGGGACAGACGCGGUGGCACGAGACUCGCGACACGCUCCCGACACCGGUCGGCUGGCCGCGGGGCAGGAAAAAAAAAAAAGCGGUGGAAUUAAACUACAUUCAUUGACUGGAGAGCGAUGCUCUGGCAGCAUGGCCAAGUGGUUGAAGGAGCACCUAGGAUUCAAAACUACCAAAGCACCCCCUCCGGCGCCUCCGAAACCGGACUACAGACUGUGUCUCACCGGCACCGUGCCCGGUGCGCCCGGCUACCAACAAACCGGCUGCGGGGUCGGCUUCCCGAGCCCCGCGCAACCGGACAUCGUCGCUGCCUACAAACUGCAGAAGGAGCGCGACUUCGAGGACCCGUACACUCCAGGUGGAAACAUUUCCUAUGGCCCGGGCUUAAACAGCGGGGGGUCGCCGGACAUCAAGUACGUGUCCCCGAAGCACCGACUUAUCAAGGUGGAAACGAUGGAGAAGAGCAGCCCGGCUCCGGGCGGCGGAGUCGCGGUCACGCCGGCUGUUGCCGUGGGGAGCGUUAAAUCCCCAACUUCGCCUCCGUCGGAGCACGACAACAAGGAGAAGCCCAACAUCCUCGAGGACUACGCGGACCCUUUCGACGCCGAGCAGACUGGCGGAACUCAGACCAGCACAGAAAAAGCGUCGACCGAGAACGACGGCUACAUGGAGCCUUAUGAGGCGCAGAAGAUGAUGGCAGAAAUCCGAUCCGGUGGGCGAGGGCCCAAGGACGGGCCGGCGAGGCAGCUGCCCCUGUACGACACGCCGUACGAGCCGGCCGAGAACGGCGGAGACUCCGACCCCGAGCACCCGCGCUGCCCCCGAGAAAGCCGGCUGCCCCAGGACGACGAGCGACCCCCCGAGGAGUACGACCAGCCGUGGGAGUGGAAGAAAGAGAGGAUUUCCAAAGCAUUUGCAGCUCUGCUUUGUUAUAACUGCAUUAGCUACGAGGGUUCUGUAAGUGGCACUGGAUCAGGUCCCCACGGAGGAAAGGACUGCUCUUCUAAAUCCCUCACAGGUACCAUUGGAGACGGGGCUGGGGAUUGUCUCUUGUCUGUCUUUAUAUCCAUCUUAGACUUUUAUGCCUUGACCCGAAUUGUGCAAUUUGAACUGAUUUAUUUGCCUAAAUCCUCAGCACACAGGUCAAGAAUGUUCCUUCACAAUGAAUGUCACACGCAUCUUUUGCGGUUCAUUAGUGGGUGUAAAAGUUUUACCCUGCAAGAAUUGGCCUGUGUGUUCUAACCUUAAAUCUACUAGUAUGUUGAGAAAAUGUCAUCCACUUCAAAUCACCUUGAUUAGAAUGACAUUAGCUGGAAGUGGACUAAAGAAAUGUGCAGCUAACAGUCUUGUGUGUCAAGGUGCAGUAACACUUCUGGGUGCUCAGUAGUGAGUGUGAGCAGGGGGAUUGAAGUGUGGGAAUAUGUGGUCUCUGAGGGUGCUGUGAAACCAGAAUAAUACCUGUGCCAUUUUUAUGACUAGCAUUGCAAUUGUAAUAUUAGAAGGAAUCAUGUUUACAAGUGUUGAAUAACAUGUGGAAUUAUUAUGAGACAAUUUCUUUUGUACCAGACAUCUCUGCAGCAAUGACAGUACUUAAUAUGAAAUGCUAUUUUGACAAACAUGUCACAUUAUAAAUGUUCAACCUUUGCAAAUUUGCAAUUUUCACAACAUUUCGAUAAAUUGUGCAGCUUUGAUUAACACUACAGUUCUAAAAACACUGAACAAAAACACAAAUCUUUCCUGAGUGAACUCAUCAGGAUGACUAAUGCAUCAAUCGAUGAAGCCAUUGUGUGUUAAUUAGAGCUUAAUAAAUAAGCCAAAAUAAAUAUGCAUGGCCCAAAGUCUCACUUUGGAAUACAGUCAGGAAGUUGCUACAUUUGUGAUUCAUUUCUUCACACUUAAUUGAGCUUCAUCACAUUGUAAAUCUCACAAAGCAAUUUAAAAAUGAUGGAAAUUUCCUUAAUUAUAAUUUGAUCAUGUUCUACUUUAUUCCCCAUACUUUUUUUGUCAUUUCCAUGUAUUACACUUGUAUUCAUUCAUCGUAUCUUUGGUUUGGGUAGACUGCAUUGCAUUUCUAGCGUUUAAAUAAAUCCAAAUAGAUCAGAAGCAGAGUGGAUGCUGGAGAGAUGAAUCUCCAAUGGUGUUUUUCUGUUAAUGAGAAGUUAAAGAUGAGCAUUAGAAGACACCCGGAGGCAAGAUCAUAGAAUAAGUCCAAAAUAACAACACGCCUGAUACAAAAUCCACAAGUUACUUUCAGAUUAAAAGAAAAGAUCCAAGGACACUAGAGCAACAACAAAGAAAUGUUCUCAAACAUUUAGUCUGAGUCGAUACUUCGGAAUGAUUUUGAUAUUGCUUUUAAUCUCUUAUGAUUGCACAAUUCAAAUUUGGAUACAUUUCCAGCUGGCCCAUGUUUGUAGAUGUGAACCAUAAAUUGCUCACUUAGUAGACAAGGUGAGCCGCAGUGAAGGCAGCAGCUCUGAAGCCUGUGGAGAAACGGAUCAGGAGCUGAGCCGGACUGCAGCAUGUGAUAUGUUUCAGUGUGUGUAAACUCUCCUAUGUGACAUUACAGGGUAGCAGGCUCAUCAAUCUCAUUUGUUGAAGAAGAAAAAGCCUCGGGGGAGUAUUUAGUGCAUACCUGCAGGCGAUGAGCGUACCACUCUGUACCACAUACUGUACCUCAUUAAAGCCACAACAGGGAACUUUUUCCUUUUUAUUUUGGCGGUACUUGUCCACAGAAGUAGUAGCUUUCCGUCCUCAUUCUACUGCUGCAGCCUCUGACAGUCGUUCCACUCGCUCCUGGUUCUCUCGUGCCUCGAGCUCUACCGCUGCCGGAGAUUUGACUUGCAUAGCAUCACGUGAUUUCACACGAAAUCCGACCCGACGGCAUUAAGGACAGGAAUUAUGUAGAAAUGGAGGACAAUCUUUUUUACUUAUGUCGGCCGCAUAGACGCAGCAGAAUCAAAUCAAUAACUGUCUCAUAACUGGUUAAAAGCUGCACAGUUGAAACAAGACUUUAAAACUCUUCAGAGCAGUGAAGUCAGAGCAGGCUGUGUGUGCGUGUGUGUGUGUGCGUGUACAUCAUUGUCCUGUGUCUAUUCUUUCAUCAGCACUCUUUUUUCAAUUCUCCUUUCCUCACUUACUUUCUGUUUCUGGUUUACGUCUCUGUAUUCUAGGCACUGAGGUCGUCACAGAAGUCACGCUGUUCUGUCUCUGCCAGUUAUUAGAUAAAUAAUGGACGCUGCUCUCUUAAUCACUUUCUUCCUCUCCCUCAUAAUUUUUCCGUCCAACAGCACUCAGAAGUUUGUGUAGAGCGCUAUUUACUAACACACCCCACUUUCAACUCCCCCUUCUGCAGGCGGCGUCCCUCUUUUGAUGAUGAUUAAUUUAAUUUUCCAUUCAAUGUCAAAGUGUUGGCUGGCAAUUGGGGAGAUACUUCUUUAGGUUGUCUUUCAAAGACAAAAGCUGCAGUCCUGAAAGUCCUUUGAUUUAGUGCUUGUCUUUAUUCUGAGUGUUGUUCUAUUCAGGCAGAAAUAAUGCCCCACUAUUUGGGAGACAAAGGGAAAGAAGAGGAAAGAUGAGAAAGAGGUCUUUGGGACAAGCCUUUCGCUGCAGGUUUCCGUUCAGUUCGGCCUCGGAUCCAAACAUCAAGGGGCUUAGAAAAAGUUUCCCAUCUUUCAGGACUUGAGCCUGUGUGCCUGCUUUUAACUUUAGCAACCAGCUCGCCGCAAAUGUCAAGAAAUGAUACACAGCUUCAGAAUUUAAAUCCACUUGUGAGCCAGUGCUUUAGGACAGCCUACAAACAGCUCGGAGCCCGCUGUUAUUCUUAUUCUGUUAUUAUGGUCCUGCUGUUGUCCACAUCUUGCACAUCGACACACUGUUGGGAGCGAGCUGGAGAUCUUUGGAGAUUGUGAUGCAACCAAUAUUCCAAUGCUGUCAGAAGUUGAAAAUCUGUGGUAUCAUAUUUCUAAUAGCAAUAUAAACUUUAGCUUGAGACGUCUGGACAUGUUUGCUCAGGUAGUUGUGGAAUCCAUGUUGGGAUAAUAUUUCACAGCUGAUUAAGAGUUACUUUCAUCAGUUGUAUCUGGUUUCUCAAACUGGGGCCAUGCUGGUUUUGGUGGUAUCAGCUUUAUCAGAGGGACUUUUUCCUGAACAUAGUUGUUGGAGCGUUUCUAGUUAUAGUUACUAUAUUUUAUGUGGGGAAAAAGCAUCAUAUGAAUUUGCUUAGGUGCUUGAGUGGAGGUUUAAGGCAUACGGUUAUAAAAAAAAGUCGAAGCCGUGUAAAAAAUAUGUUAAUUAUUUGAUUAUAUAUGGUAUCAUAAAUUAUCAAGGAAAAUGUGAAGAACAUUACAUGAACCACCUAUUUGUAAAUGUCCAUUAGAUUUUAUGAAGCUACUUUUUCGAUCUACUGCAGAUGUUUCGUACAAACGAUGGUAACACAACAUUAUGUUUUAUGACACUCGGAGCCUUUGUUUCCGUCCAAUGCUUGUUCAGUCCACGAGCUCCAAACAGUCGACGUCGCUGUGUUCCCAGAAGUCAGCGGCAAGUCUGGUUGUAUGUAAAGAUGUUUUGAGGUUGUUAUUUCAGGCCCUAAAUCGAGACCUUCUGUGGGCACGCAGCAUUUUUAGAGGUCUGCCUAACUACAGCUCCAUGCAUAGAGACCAAUUUUCCUCAGUUAUGUUGCUAUAGUUGCUGAAACACUUAGAAUAUAGAUAAAUAACAAUAUACGGUCGCAGUUUGGAUUUUGUAAGCAUUUUCCUCCCCUCAUCAAAAACCACCUUUCUUUUUUCCGGCAGUCUCAUGGGAAAUGAAAGCAUCUGCAUCGAAAAAAAUAACCGAUAAUGAAAAAAGAUACACAGCUUUACCAAAUCACAGAGUGGGUGUAAAAAAAGAAAUGGGAGGGGAGAUUAAAUAAGUACCAAAUGCUGCCUACUCCCUCCCACCGCGGUUUAACGUGGCGCGCUGUCUGCGUAAAAGACAAUUUGUCUUCAUUAAUGACGGGGGGGGGGGACAGACUAACUGCUCCUGCUGCAUUCCCUUCCUCCUCCUCCGCCUCGCUCGCCCUCUCACAACACCUUCGCUUUGGUGUUAUUAUUUACUGCCGGCCUCUCUCCUGACAGGUACGCCAUAAAAUGUAACCCCCCCACACCCCCUCCUGCCUUGUUAGGGUGUUGAGGAGCUGUGUACUUGUGGUUUGGUUAAUCACUCAUCCUCACUGUGCCCUCCUCCCCCCCCCCCACAUGCAAACCAACACGCACACACUUUCAAAAAUUGCAGACUGAACCCACACGGGCCACAGCUUCUUCCCCCCCCCACCCUCCCCCUCAUGGCUGCCGACUCGCUGAUGGAUGACACUGGAGGCAGAGAGAGAGAGAGGACUACGCAUUCAAAUUUGACCGCACGAAGACGGCCGCUCGUGACGGGCGAGAGCUCAAAGAGCGCAGCGAAAAGCGCGUGUGCGCUUUGACUCACGGCACACAUUCAGACCCGGACGUGCCGCCACGGGAAACCUGAGCCUCGUCACAGCGGGAGGGGGGGGGCGGGUAUUGAGAGCCAUUGUCACUUAAUCUCCUUGCCCUCUGUUACCUGCUACUAACUCCCUCCACUUGGCCCCCGGCCAGCGGGGUACAACGCAUUUAACACGGGAGAUAAGAGGAGGCGCUGCGGCGCGCUCCCUCGGGUCUCGGGGAGCUUUAUGGUUUUUUAAUGAAUCUUCACGGGCUUAACGACCCGGACACCUGAGGCUCAAGUCUAAUGUCCCUAAAAUAAAUAAUUGAUUCAGUUACAGUCCUGCGCGGGGGGGUCGUUUGCGCUUGGGUGGAGGCCAGCUGUUUUGUGGGUGCCAUGGCUCCGUUUCUCUGUGUUUGGCAGGUCCGGCAGCGCUCCCCCCCCCCCACGUCCCGCCCAUCCUACCCUGCGCUGUCCGUCACUCCUCAGCUCUGUCUCGUCCCGCCGGCCUCUGCAGCAACACCCUGCUGAUAACCUUCCUGACAGCGCUCUUUCAUGGGCCUCAAAUGUGUCUGGCCCUCCUUUCACUGAGCGCUGCCACAGGUCUUAUCUCCACUCACACACAUUGGCCACACACAACACGGCUGUAAACCUGCCUCGCCGAGUACAGGAGCAGCGCUCCUCCAGCAGCUGGAGCUCCUGCUGGCCGGGCAUCUCCCACGCAUCUCUCCCUUCUCUCUCCAGAUAGAAGACCAGGGAAAAAAGGGCCUUUGCCACUUUCAUUUUUAAUGCCAAAGCAUAUCUGCGCUUUGAAAGAGAGCCGGAUCGUAUAAUGUGACGGACACGGUGAGGGCAGAUUCAUGGAAUGGCAUUUCAGUUCCUCCGGAGCAUUACACAGCUGUCGACAGAACAAUCACCAGUAAAGGAGAGGCUGGUUUUUGUUUCCAAGCACUCGUGCUGAUGUAAGUAUGUAUGUAUAAACAACUGCAAUCUUCCAGCUUGUUUUGAAUAUGCAUGCAAUUAGCCAACCAAAUUAAGCAGAACUAAAUGAAAAUGCCGUUAGUGGAAACAAGCAGAGCUUCUGAUUUAUGGCGCCGCACUGUUUACAGCGAUGAAGCGCCAUUGGCUAAUAAAAAGCCUGGGUAAGCAAAUACCUGGCCUGAAAGACAGAGCUGUUCCUGGAAGAACAAAGGGAGUGUAGGGACAUUAAAAAGGCUCCAUUGUUCAAGUAUUCUCUGGUUCUUUUGAUGAACUAAGAUCGACAUGCAGGUUUUGAAACCGUUACUUAGCCGCGGCGCCCUCAGAUUGGGGCUCAACCUGGCGGCGUCCAGUCUGAGUGACAUCCCGCCAGCACCGCACGUCUCCAAAGCAAGCAGGACAGUUUGGAAAUGCUCCCAUUGAAAGUCAUAGCGUGGCCACUUUUGUGUGCUUAACUUGUAUGUCCUCUGUCGAUCGAGAAUUCUAAAUAGCCCCUGUACAUAUGUCAACACAAGGCCUUGUGUACUACUAUGGAUUAUGCAGAUCAGAUGUGGCAUAUUGAUCCAAACGCAGUCACAUGAGACGACAAACACCCAGUUAUCUUCGACCGUUUUGACAUAUUCCCUUAUAAAUGGUCCUCGUUUGUUGUGGAAAAGAGAACACAUCGUACCAAUAAUUGCAGUAACCCAUACCGAAUUGUAUUUAAUAAUCGUAAAUUUGGACGUUGACUUUUUGUGUUAAGCUACAGUCUUUCCAUCAUGUCCAAUUUAACGGAGAGCAUGCUUACCACUUCGGAUAGUGACAAUUAUCAAAAAGAUGGUCACGUGAAUUAGACGUUGUGUUUUU
Molecule: messenger RNA, 7339 nt
Organism: Gasterosteus aculeatus aculeatus (three-spined stickleback)
Lineage: Eukaryota; Metazoa; Chordata; Actinopteri; Perciformes; Gasterosteidae
Source: RefSeq, a predicted model, not a curated record